Molecule: messenger RNA, 1908 nt
Organism: Seminavis robusta
Lineage: Eukaryota; Bacillariophyta; Bacillariophyceae; Naviculales; Naviculaceae
Source: the annotation of a GenBank genome assembly
AUGAUCCAGCCCUUUCAAGAGCCCUUGAAGGACCUGUUGUCCGAGAGGGUGAUGUACCUGAGUUCAAAACUGUUGACUGUUGGUGACGUUAAUGUGGCACCAGUUGGUGCAGGAAGAGGAAAGCAUGAUCCUGCCCUUGCCAGAGCUCUUGAAGGACCUGUUGUUCAAGAAGGUGAUGUCCUCGAAUUCCAGACUGUUGGUGAUGUUAAGGUUGCACCCACUGCGAGUGUUGGAAAGCUGGACCCUGCCCUUACCAGAGCCCUGGAGGCCCCAGUUGUUCAAGAGGGUGAUGUGCCAGAAUUCCAGAGGGUUAGCGACGUGAAGGUAGCCCCUUCGGUUGGGAAGCUGGACCCUUCCCUUACAAGAGCACUUGAGGCGCCUGUGGUCCAAGAGGGUGAUGUGCCUGCCUUCCAGAAGGUUGGCGAUGUGAAGGUGGCCCCCACAAUUGGAAAGCUUGACCCUUCCCUCACAAGGGCCCUUGAGGCACCUGUGGUUCAAGAGGGUGAUGUACCCGAAUUCCAAAAGGUCGGUGAUGUGAAGGUGGCACCCACAGUUGGGAAGCUUGACCCCUCCCUCACAAGGGCCCUGGAGGCACCCGUGGUUCAAGAGGGUGAUGUACCUGAAUUCCAAAAGGUUGGUGAUGUGAAGGUGGCGCCCACAGUUGGGAAGCUUGACCCCUCCCUCACAAGGGCCCUGGAGGCACCUGUGGUGCAAGAGGGUGAUGUUCCUGCCUUCCAAAAAGUUGGUGAUGUGAAGGUGGCACCCACAGUUGGGAAGCUGGACCCCUCCCUCACAAGGGCCCUGGAGGCACCUGUGGUGCAAGAGGGAGAUGUUCCUGCCUUCCAAAAAGUUGGUGAUGUGAAGGUGGCCCCAACAGUUGGGAAGCUCGACCCUGCCCUCACCAGUGCACUGGAAGCCCCUGUUGUUCAGGAAGGUGAUGUACCUGCCUUCCAGAAGGUUGGUGAUGUGAAGGUUGGCCCCGCAGUUGGGAAGCUUGAUCCUGCUCUCACUAGAGCCUUGGAGGCACCAGUUCAAGAGGACAACCUGCCUGCUUUCCAGAGGGUUGCUGAUGUCAAGGUUGCACCAGCAAGUGUACAAAACAUGAAUCCUGAACUUGAGAAAGCAUUGGCGGCACCGGUGGUAAAAGAGGAUGAAAUUCCUGCCUUCCAAAAGGUUGCUGAUGUAAAGGUUGCACCAUCAAGGGUGCAAAACAUGGAUCCGGCCCUGGAGAAGGCCCUCGAGGCACCGGUUGUCGAAGAGAAUGAGAUGCCUGCAUUCAAGCCGGUGUCACUUGAUCAGGAAUCUACCGGUAUGACCGUAAUCCGCCGGGUCAUCAAUCGAGACCCUGCUCUGGAGGCUGCUUUGGAAGAACCAGAGCUGAGUGAUCAUGAUGUUCCCAAUUUCAUGCCAGUAUCCAUGGACGCAUCUUCCACAAUGAAUAUGGUACAGCGUGACAUGGCAAUGGAAGAGCACUUGAAAGAACCAGAAGAGAAUGUGGAACAGGAAAUGUCUUUUCAGGCUGUGUUCCAUGAAGUGGAAGCUGAUCGGCGAAAGAUGCUAACAAAGAACCAUUCAAUUGUGAAGAAGAUGAUGGCCAGCAAGACUGAAUCCUUGGAGAAGAGCUUCCUGGACGACAGUCAAGUCAUCAGUGAAAUGGAACAAUCGUGGCAUCAGAGCAUGCAGGACAUACAGAUGGAGGAGGCUGAAAUUCGCUCCCGCCUUCCCAGAUUGAGUACGAUUGGUGAACGAGCAAAACACAGAAUUGGUGCCAACCAGCCAGGUGAUGUUGUAAGCGAAGCCACCACCGAUGAAGAAGAGGAGGAUGGAGAAGAUGAACCAGAAAAGGAGGAACCAGAGGAGUCACAAGACCAGCCAGCAGAGGAGCCGCAAGAUGAACCGGAAACAUAG